Molecule: messenger RNA, 1552 nt
Organism: Phaeodactylum tricornutum CCAP 1055/1
Lineage: Eukaryota; Bacillariophyta; Bacillariophyceae; Surirellales; Neidiaceae
Gene: FbaC5
Product: fructose-bisphosphate aldolase
Exons: 2
Coding region: 298-1503 (401 amino acids)
Biological process (GO): glycolytic process; fructose 1,6-bisphosphate metabolic process
Cellular component (GO): cytosol
Molecular function (GO): fructose-bisphosphate aldolase activity
Source: RefSeq, a predicted model, not a curated record
CGCAGGAUUCAUUCUACCCGGCGAUAGCCAGCGAUACGGAAAGUAAAAAAAUGCUUCCGAUGGCGGGUGUGGACACGUGCCAACCGACCAGGACUCAAGUUCUCGAUCAUGCUCGAAAGAAGUCCGCGUGAUUCUUACGGGCGAACGUAGGCGAAUUGGCUGUCGUAAAUUCCUUCUUUGGCGUUCUGCAUCUUUACGUAACCAACGUCAACGUCACCUGUACGAAACGUACAAACUGACUGGCUUCUUUUCUGUCCAAGAUCUUCGUGCACAACGCAACGCGUUAAACUCUACACCAUGAGAUUCUCCUUGCAAUCUUCACUUGCAGUUCUUCUGGUUUUGCAAGCCAGUCACGCAGCUGCUUUUUCGGCCCCCGUCUCAUCGAGCAAUGGAAAGAACGGAAUUAGAUCGUUCGCUCCGUUGAGCAUGAGUCUCGACAAGUACGCGGACGAGCUUCGCGACACGGCGAAUCGCAUGGUUCGUCCAGGUUACGGUCUCUUGGCCUGCGAUGAAUCGACGGGAACAGUUGGUACGCGUCUGGAGUCCAUUGGAUUGGAAAAUACCGAAGAAAACCGGCAGGUGUGGCGUCAACUCUUAUUCACCACUCCCAAUCUAGGUGACUACAUUUCCGGAGCCAUUCUCUUUGAAGAAACCUUGUACCAAUCAUCGACCGAGGGCGUCCCGUUUGUUGACGUUCUGACCGAUGCAGGUAUUAUCCCCGGCAUCAAGGUCGACAGUGGUUUGAAGCCCUUGUGCGGUGGUGGCCCAGGUGAAACCUGGUGCUCUGGCCUGGACGGGCUCUACGAAAAAUGCUGUAAGCACUACGAACAGGGCGCCCGUUUCGCCAAAUGGCGUACCGCGGUCCGCAUCAACGUGGAACAGGAUUUGCCAUCCGAUCUUGCCGUCCAGGAAGCCGCCUGGGGGUUGGCUCGCUACGCCCGCAUUUGCCAAGAAGCGGGCCUCGUCCCGAUCGUCGAACCCGAAAUAUUGAUCGACGGCACGCACGACCUUGCCACUACGGCCAAGGUUCAGGAACGCCUCUUGACGACCGUAUACAAGUGUUUGCAGGAAAAUGGCGUCUUGUUGGAAGGCUCACUGCUCAAGCCGUCCAUGACGGUGGCUGGUGUCGACUGUCCGGACAAGCCCAAACCGGAAGAAAUUGCCGCAAUGACCGUGCAGACCCUCCAACGCUGCCUUCCACCCGCCAUGCCGGGCGUCACGUUUUUGUCGGGCGGGACUUCGGAAGAAGACUCUUCCAUAUAUUUGAACGAAAUCAACAAGAUUGAUCGCUUGGGACCGUGGGCCUUGACCUUUUCCUUCUCCCGCGCCAUGCAGUCAAGUUGCCUACAGAAGUGGGGUGGCCGAGACGACAACGUAAAAGCGGCGCAGGACCAGCUACUCGCCCGGGCCAUGGCCAACGCGGCGGCAUGCCAAGGAAAAUACGAGCCGGGAUCCCAGCCUUCCGAGGAAGAAUCUCUCUACGUUGCUAAUUACGUUUACUAAAAACGCGAUACUCGGUAAACCUUUUUUUAGACUGAGACGGAGCAACAGU